Botrytis fragariae is the source of this 846-nucleotide messenger RNA. RefSeq lists its product as uncharacterized. The coding region runs from base 1 to 846 and encodes 281 amino acids. The transcript is spliced from 2 exons. The record is from RefSeq and is a predicted model, not a curated record. Lineage: Eukaryota; Fungi; Ascomycota; Leotiomycetes; Helotiales; Sclerotiniaceae.
AUGGCGAACCUCACUCCAGCUCACCAAAAAACCCCGCGAUACAACUGCAAUAAAUGUUCCAAGAUAUUUACAGCCAAUCACAACCUCAAUAUUCAUACAAGGAUGGUGCACAAGGAUCUAGAGAGAUGCCCGCUCUGUCACAGCGUGGUCAAGAACCUGGUACAACAUAAUACCAGAUACCAUGCGAAUGUCAGCAAGGGAAGAAGGCAGUGCCAAUACUGUUUUAGAUGGUACAUACGGAUUUGUGCGCAUAAAUGCUCUCGGCAAAGUCACCGUAGUUCAUACGUACCAAUAGCUUGUGCGUUGCUCCGUACUGCGGAAGAUCUUGAGCCAUUGCAAGUUUCUUCAUCAAGAGUUUCCCUAAACCGUCUCCCGAGCACUCCCAUCUUAUGUCCACAGCAUUUAAGGAGUAGAUCAGUCUCCUUGCUGUCUUUGAACAACACUGAUCUGACAUAUCAAAUUUCAUCUUCCAAGCUACCUUGCAAUGACGUCUCGUCACCAUCUAAGUGGGCACGCCUAGAUUUUCUGAUGGAUAUGAUGGUACCAUUGGACCCAACAAAGGGCUCACCCGACCUGAUAUCGAUGUAUCCACAUGGUAUCAAUGACACUAUCUCCAUAUCUCCGACUCUAUUACCAUGCAACAAGGAGUUCGCCUCAACCUCUUCGCCUCAACGAACUUUGGAUACUGAUUUACCGGAUUACGACAUCCAGGUGCCUAGUAUUGAAUCUUGCGAUGCAGAUCAUCCAUCUGCCGAAGAACCAACAAUAACUGAAACCGGCUUCCAGUGGAUGACAUGGGAGGAGUACAUGAGUUGCAAUUUUAAUACACUAGAGCAGUGGUUAUGA